Messenger RNA from Monopterus albus (swamp eel), 1492 nucleotides. Its product is annotated as general transcription factor IIF subunit 2-like. The coding region runs from base 118 to 882 and encodes 254 amino acids. The record is from RefSeq and is a predicted model, not a curated record. NCBI's taxonomy places the organism in Eukaryota, Metazoa, Chordata, Actinopteri, Synbranchiformes, Synbranchidae. Gene Ontology annotation, cellular component: transcription factor TFIIF complex. Gene Ontology annotation, biological process: transcription initiation at RNA polymerase II promoter; transcription by RNA polymerase II. The transcript is spliced from 8 exons.
UGAAACAGUUCUGCAUAAUUGGCUGCACCUGGACUAAAUUGAGCUGUUGAGAGCAUCUGGUGUCCCGUGCUCUUGUUUACCUGUCCCCUACAGUGUUUUGGAGCUAACGCUUGAACAAUGUCCGAUAAAGCGGAGGUUAAUCUAAAUGGAGUCAAACAAAGUAAAGGCGUGUGGCUUGUAAAGGUCCCCAAGUAUUUGCCACAGCAAUGGGACAGGGCCACGGGAAAGCGAGAAGUUGGAAAGAUCACCAUUGCCAAGAAGGAAGGCAAAACAGAGGUACGUUUCAGCCUGAAUGAGGAGCUGACUGCUCUGGGUGCUGCUGAGGAAAAGGAUGGAUCACUGCAGGUCCCGACGGUUCAUCCCAUCACUAUGCACACAGUGGGUGGACAAACCUUGGCUGUCUUCAGCCAGAGCAACUCAGAUGAAAUCCAUCUGGAGGGGAUGGUGGUGCACAGGGCUGAAUGCAGACCGGUUGUCAGUGACAACUACAUGAAGCUGAAGAAGCAGCAGAUUAAGGAGUCCACCAAGCCUCAGCGUUUGUCACAGCAGCUGGAGAAAGCCAUCACUACCGUCUACAAGCCUGUGGCCAACCAUGAUUUCAAUGUGGAGUAUGAGAAGAAGAAGAAGUCGGAGGGGAAGAUGGUGAGAGCUGAGCGGCAGGUGGUGUUGGACAUGCUUUUCUCUGCCUUUGAGAAGCACCAGUAUUACAACAUUAAGGACCUGGUGGACAUCACCAAACAACCUGUGACUUACCUGAAAGAAAUCAUGAGGGAAAUCGGGACAUACAACAGCAAGGGAGUUCACAAAAGCACAUGGGAACUGAAGCCAGAGUACCGCCACUACCAGUCUGCUGAGGAAGAGGAGGAGAGGGAGACGGCCUAGCUCCAGCAGUCGCCUCCGGGCCCCACCACUGUCAGCUUCUCACCACAGGAAACAGAAGUUUUUUCUUGAGCUGUCAGCUGGUUGAUACAGUUUGUUAGACAUGCAAGUAUGUGACGUGGCUACAUUCCUAAUUUUCUAGUUGACAUUAUCACUGGUGGAAAAGUCUAUUAAUGAUGACUUUCACUGUCCAUUAAUCUGAUUAUUUUCUCAAAUUUGUCUCUAAAUCAAUAGUGAAAAAAGUUCACCUGCUUGUCAGACUCCGAGGUGAUGCCCUGUUUAGUCCUACCAUGAUUACAGAGACUUCCAGUUUAAUCACAGAGAACAGAAAAGCAGAAUAUUCCUAUAUGAGAGGCUGAAAAGAGCUGCUUUUUGUCAUUUAUGCAGAGAAUUUUUUUUUACUGACUAAGCAACUGAUUAUUGAAGCUCUAAAAUAAACACAUCUUUUGUUCAGAGAUGUUUCUGGAAGUUGAGCAGUUAAUACCCAGCGGUUGCCCUGAUGUAGAGAGGGAACAACAAAACAGAAAAUGUGUUAAAAGAUUAGGAGUGAUUUGUAAAAAUGCAAACCCACCAAUAUGUAAGUUGUGGUCACAAGUAAAGAUGUUAAGUCAGA